Myzus persicae (green peach aphid) is the source of this 1963-nucleotide messenger RNA. RefSeq lists its product as uncharacterized. Lineage: Eukaryota; Metazoa; Arthropoda; Insecta; Hemiptera; Aphididae. Gene Ontology annotation, biological process: maturation of SSU-rRNA from tricistronic rRNA transcript (SSU-rRNA, 5.8S rRNA, LSU-rRNA). Bases 402 to 1418 code for a protein of 338 amino acids. The record is from RefSeq and is a predicted model, not a curated record. Gene Ontology annotation, molecular function: snoRNA binding; protein binding. The transcript has 7 exons. Gene Ontology annotation, cellular component: Pwp2p-containing subcomplex of 90S preribosome; small-subunit processome.
UCGGGUAUUUUAUUAUUUAUUUAUUUAUCUAAACUAUUUAUAUACACACAUUAAUAUUUAAUAUCUUGAAUUAGAAGUUGAUACCUCAGAUACCUACUCAUUAAUCAUUAUAGACCAUAAUAUACGAGAUUAUAUGCACUGAAUAACACUCAGUGUCUAUCACAUUAUUAUAUGUUUUCGUUUACUGUACAAUUGUGGUGAUAACAAAUCAAUUUUUGACAGAACUACGACUAGAGUACAGAAGACUAGGAGAGUUAAGACUAAUUAGACUAACAAUUUUGUUCCUAUUAUGUAUUAAUUAGUACAUACAAAAUAGCUAAUUACUUGUUGUUCCUUUAAUAAUUUAAAUUUUUCCGUUUGUAUAUGUACAAACAGUUACAACAGCUAUUAACCAUAACAAAAUGGAUUUUGAAAGCAAUUUUCUGAAGAAAUAUGGAAUUUUGAAAUGGGAUGAGUUUACCGUGCUGAACAAUGACCGUCUGUCAGUCAAUGAAAAAAUCACUAACAAGGUGAUCACCGAGUCCGAGUUGCUACAACAGUUUAAAGUGGAGUUGAGUUUGCUUAAUUCUUGUAAAAUAAAAAUCAAAGACGAGUUGGAAAAAACUCAUGAUGUUAUCGACACUGGAAUACUCACCCUUUUGUGCAAGCGUAUUAUUGACUUGUUUGACCAUAUGCAUGUAUUGUUUUCCAUUAAAAAAGAGCUGUUAUCUGAUUAUAUCAACGUUUGUCAAGAUAAUGCACUCUAUAUAAAUGCAGAGCAGUUAGAUAUUUUGUUAGACGCUGUUUUGUGUUUUGGAGAUGAUCAACAUAUUUGGAUACAACUAUUAAAGCUUCAUUUGAAAUUAAACAACUUAGAUAAGCUGAUGAAUGUUUUUCAAGAAGGUGUUCGUUCAUUGAAGGAGAAUUCACUACCUUUAUGGAAGAUGAUAAUUAGAUAUUUGGGAGAUAAGCGUCCAGAUAUGGUUAGAACAUUACUUGAAGAAGGAUCAAAUAUAUCAUACGAAAAUAUUUCUAUGGAAAUCAGACCUAAAUAUUUAAAAUGGUGUAUAGAGUUUGAGGACAUAGAUGUUACUCGAAAAAUAUUCAACGAGCUAAAAGUCUUAAAGCCACCAUGUUGUAAAUUGUAUUUAACAAUGAUAGCUAUUGAAUCUGAGGAAUCAGAUUUUGAAUUAGAUACUGCAAGAAAAUUGUAUGAUGAAGCAUGCACUUUGUUUGGCAAAGAUAACAUUGGAUUGUGGAUUGAUUAUGUACGUUUUGAACAAACUAAAGGCUCAAUGGUAUUAAAAAGAAGGAUUUGUAAUAAAGCAGUAUUUACUUUGGAAUACAAUUUAAAGGAUAUUUUUGUAGAUGAAUAUUAUAGUCUUGAACGUGAAUAUAGGAAAAAAUUAUGUGCUGGACUUAUAAUCAUUGAGGAUUGAAAUAUAUACACAGAUAUAUUAUGUAUAUAUAUAUAAAAGAAAAUUGCAAAUUUAUUCAGAGAUGUUUUAUUCUCCAUGUUAUAUUUAUUUUUGUAAAAAUUAAUACUGUAAGUGGAUCAUUUAAUAAUUCGUAUAGAAUUUAGUUUCUUUGGUUUGUGUGCAGUAGUUUAUUGCAAAAAGCAAGUAGUGUAAUACAGUGAAACUUUUUUUAAUGAUUUACUUUUAAAAAUCUCUAAAUAUAUAAACUAUCAUCUCUGUAAAGCUGUAAUUUCUCCUGAUUCCUCUGGGGUUAUAGUAGAGAAAUCUCACUGUAGCAUAUAAACAAUAGUAAAUUUAUCUAUAGAAAGUUCACGAUAUCGAUUUCUAUUAACAAGUAUUACGUUAAAUAUAAUUUAAUAGUUGUAACUUAUUUUAACACUUGAUUUUUUUUUUUUUUAUUAGCAUAGUUGUCAUUUUUACAAUAUUAAAAUUAAAAAUAUGUUUUUAAUGAACUGUAAUGUUAAAUUUAUAUUUCUAAUAAUCAGUGUCCACAUAACCCUCGGCAG